Molecule: messenger RNA, 1600 nt
Organism: Acanthaster planci (crown-of-thorns starfish)
Lineage: Eukaryota; Metazoa; Echinodermata; Asteroidea; Valvatida; Acanthasteridae
Source: RefSeq, a predicted model, not a curated record
GUUUGUUACUUGUCAAUGCGUUUCGCGUGUUGCUUUUUCACAAUACAACUUGAUGUACACUGUGCAGGUUGGCCUCCUGCUAUCUAUGGGAAUCAAUAUUUGUACAAUAAGUUGUCUUGUCAUUGCAUCAUAGUUAGCAACUAGUCCAUUCCUGUCAACGAGACGGUGGAAGUAGAUAAGCGUGCGGAGAGCGAAGCCGUAACCAACUUCGUUGCCGCACAGGACGGUUGCCCUGUGAAGUCGGCCAAAGGCUGGCUGCAUUUUACCGCAAAUAAGAACACAGCGGAAGCAGGUUUCAGCAAGUUUCUUUAGAUAGCCCUGCAGGCUACAGUGGACUUAAGUCAGACGUGGCAAGGCUGAUAAAUCUGUGUAGUGUUCAACGAGGUGUAAGAGAACGCUCUGAAAGUUUUCUCAACAGAACCAAUAAUCAGAAUAUCAUCAUGCCCAAUUCCGGUUACCAAGGCCUAAUCAACCAACAUUUUUACGGAGAAAACAAAACAGAUAUCUUCCCUCUCGGGGGAAAAUACGGACAGCAGAACUUGCCGUGUCCGGCUUUCUGGCACGCGUACAUCAGAGGGAAUCAACCUGCAGUUCACCGUGGUACCGAUACACGCAACAAGUAUUCUCGUCAUCUCAACUUGAGUGACCCACUAGCAGGUGUUGGGCUUCCAUCUUCACCAGCAAGCAGCAUGAAGAGCGCACCGAGUUCAGAGAUACCAUAUGAAGCUCCAAUAGCGCCGUCCAAUUGUCUCUUCGUUCAAGGAGGAAUCAAAUCCAAUUCGGUGGCCCCCUUUGCAACCCUAGCCAAGCCUACAUGUGGCUGGUUUUUCUCUCGAAGUACUGACCACAAGAAACGACGAACGGGUAUACCACCAGCAGACCUUGUAAAGUGGAGAUACUACGUCAAGUAAACAAAGAAUAUGUCCAAAAAUGUCACUUGUUUAGUUCGUUUUAUCUACACUGUUCAACCGUUCUUUGACAUUGUGAAUAAGAAGUAAAGAGCAACAUUUUACAGCAUUUUACGUUAUAUAGAUGUUUCCGUGCUUCUUUGAUUCUGGGCAUGAAUAACCAUCACAUAAGACAUGAUGUGACGUUUCUGCGAUUCCACAUUUUGAUGCACAAGACACAUUUGCAGCAACAACACAAAACGAUUGUUACUUUUCUUCAUGGUGUAAACACAAUCUAUUGUAAAUCUAGUCAAUGAUUUUCGGAAAACAAACAGCAAUACAUACACAAUUUAAGUGUCUGACAGACAGAAUAUCCCCCACUGUGACUUUAUCACAACUUCUUCCAGUGAAAUAAAAGCCAAUUGCUACUGAUAAAUCACCAAGUCUAUCCGUGCUGAAGUUGAACUUUGAUAUCAAAUUGUUUAUACAUCUUUGGUUGCUUUUCAUAUCUUGUGGUACUCAGUACUGAAUAAUUACUUACUGAUAAAUCAGUGUCUGAAUAAUGAAAACUUCAACUAAGAAAUGUAACGUGUAACAUCUCUUUAUCAAGACGAUUUCAUCUGCACAAUUAUCAAUUUUGAUCAAUUGACAUUUUUACACAAUUUGCUGAGUUCUAAAUAAAUAAUCGGAUACUGCAUGUGGUGGCAAAUGAU